ACACGUUAGAGCAGGCAGUCCACUGAGUUCUCUCUCUCUCACACACACACACACACACACUCUCAGAGUGCAAGCGUGAACAGGUGGGCUCUCUCACACUCACGGCACAGUAGUGUUACCUAUGGACGCGUUAUGAGGAUCAGCGCGCGCUGGAGGAGUUCUCUGUGUGGAUUAUGUGUUUCUCAUGGCUGAGGCUUUGUGAGCUUCAGGAGCCGGCUGCACUGAUCUAACUCGGCGCGGUGGUUGUUUCUUCCCCUUGUUGCUGUUCUUCUGCGCGUUAAUAUGAAAGUGACGGUGUGUUUCGGCCGGACCCGGGUGGUCGUGCCGUGCGGAGACGGCAACAUUAAAGUCCGGAGCCUUAUCCAGCAGGCCAUCAUGAGAUACAGGAAAGCCAUAGCGAAGGACCCAGCCUAUUGGAUCCAGGUUCACCGGUUGGAGCACGGUGAUGGCGGCAUCCUGGACCUGGAUGAUGUGUUGUGCGACGUCGCCGAUGACAAAGACAGGCUGGUGGCGGUGUACGAUGAGCAGGACCCUCAUCACGGAGGAGACGGCACGAGCGCGAGCUCCACAGGCAGCCAGAGUCCGGACGUGUUCAGCAGGGGAGAGCUCAGCUCCGGCACACCAUCUGCCUUCCAGCCGUACCAGAACAGCAGCGAGAUCGAGGUCACACCGUUGGCCCUGCGCACCAACAUGCAUCUGCAAGUGAGGCGCAGUAGUGAUCCGGCUCUUGUGGGUCUGCCAGAGACUCCACUACAACCAGAGGAGCCUUCCAGGAAGAACCCGACACGCUGGUCCACCACGGCCGGCUUCCUCAAACCCAACGUCACCAGUGGUACCAACAGCUUGGAGCGCAAGGUUAAAGGACCAGCUGGGUACCGCAGUCUUCCUCGUGACACAACAGCAUGGGCCAACCAGUUCCACCGAGAAGGUGCACGCUCAUCCCUCAGUGCCAACCAUCCCAUGGUGGACCGCUGGCUCGAGCGCCAAGAACAGGAUGAAGAGGAGGAGGAGAGGAGGAGAGACGAAGGCAAGAACGGACGGAUAGAACCGGUGGGCCGAGCGGACUCCAUCUCUCUAGAUGACCUGCUCAAACCGGUGGAAGUGUCGAAUGGCGGCGGGCCGCUGGGAAUCCACGUAGUGCCAUUCAGCUCCAGAGACAGAAGGACUCUGGGGCUGCUGGUGAAGAGGCUGGAGAGGGGAGGAAAGGCCGAGCGUGAGGCUCUCUUUCAGGAAAACGACUGCAUCGUGCGCAUUAAUAACAGCGACCUGCGCAACAUCCGAUUCGAACAAGCACAGGAUUUAUUCAGGCAGGCCAUGCGUUCCCCGUUCAUCCUGUUCCACGUGGUUCCAGCAAUGAGGAAAGUACACUAUGAGCAGUUCUCCCAGAGUGAGCUAGGUGUCCAGUCUGGCCCUGGAGCUCCUGGCCCUGGAGUUCCUGGUACUCGAGUUCCUGGUCCUGGUCCCGGUCCCGGUCCCAAGCAUCUAUCUGCUGACUCCAAACCUGGUCCUGGUCCUGGUCCUGGUCCUAGUCGACUAUCUCCUGAAUCCAAACCUGGGGAAAGGGGUAGUGUGGUGGUCGGAGGCAUCGAUUACAGUCCUAAAAGAAUGUCGAAAAGCGGACCGCAUCCGAACAUCAAUCACCAGACCCCGUCUCCCCAAAUGGAGCAAAACCAAUCUUAUUCAGGAUCAGCACCUAUCAUCAGUCCAGCCAGCAAGGCUUCCACAGGCUUCACCAAAAAGAUCGGCCGCAAGUUCAACGUCCAGCUUCGAAAAGGUCCAGAAGGACUCGGCUUCAGCAUCACAUCACGCGACGUCCCCAUAGGAGGCUCUGCCCCAAUCUACGUGAAGAACAUCCUUCCUCGCGGAGCAGCCAUCCAAGAUGGCCAACUGAAAGCCAAUGACCGGCUGCUGGAGGUGAACGGGGUGGAUCUGAACGGGAAGACUCAGGAGGAGGUGGUGGCUCUUCUCCGCUCCACUCCAAUGGGAGGCACUGUUAGUCUGCUGGUCGUCCGCCAGGAGGACACCUUCCUGCCUCGUGAAGUGAAAGCAGAAGAUGAUGACUUGGUGCUUACUCCCGAUGGAACGCGUGAGUUCCUGACCUUUGAGAUUCCUCUGAACGAUUCGGGUUCGGCGGGGCUUGGGGUAAGCGUAAAGGGCAACCGCUCGAAAGAGAACCACGCUGACCUGGGCAUCUUCGUUAAGUCCAUCAUUAACGGCGGAGCGGCCUGCAAGGACGGUCGCUUAAGGGUGAACGACCAGUUGAUAGCCGUGAAUGGAGAAUCGCUGCUGGGAAAAACUAACCAGGAAGCGAUGGAGACGCUACGCAAGUCCAUGUCUGUUGAGGGCAACAAAAGAGGCAUGAUCCAACUCAUCGUGGCCCGGAUGGUGAGCGGGAGGAAUGAGGACGGAGCGAGAAGUCCAUCCGUGUCUGAGGUGUCACUCAACCGCUCUCUUGACGAUCAUGAGCGACGCAUCUCUCACUCUAUGUACCCCGGAGCUGUCGAGGGCCUUGACGACCCAAUCAACACUCGCUCCAUCAUGGGCAGGAUGAUCGGUAACUACCAGCUGUCCCCUACUGUGAACAUGCCUCAGGAUGACACCGUCAUCAUUGAAGACGAUAGGCCACCUGUUCUUCCUCCUCUCCUGUCUGACCAGUCAUCCUCCAGCUCCCACGACGACAUGGGCUUUGUGAUGGACCCUCCCGUCUCCUGGGAGAAAGAAAUUCCGAAUCAAGAUGAAAGCUCACUGAGUCCCGACACAGACCCUGACGGUGCAUUUCAGAGGGAGGGCUUUGGCAGGCAGAGCAUGUCGGAGAAAAGAACCAAACAGUACGGAGACGCCGCUCAAUACGAAAUCAUCAAGACUCGCAAAUCCAAGAGCAUGGAUUUAGUAGCUGACGAGAUUAACCUCACACCCCGCCCAAACAGGACAGAAGGUAACUCCACAAGAGAUGUAGGGCCCAAUCUGGGUCUGAAGAAGUCCAGCUCUCUGGAGAGUCUCCAGACAGCCGUGGCAGAGGUGACGCUCAAUGGGGACGUCCCUUUCCACAGGCCUCGUCCCAGGAUCAUCCGCGGACGUGGUUGCAACGAGAGCUUCCGCGCGGCUAUCGACAAAUCCUAUGACAGACCCGGUAUGAAUGUGGCGGGUGAUGAAGAGGAGGACGAAGGCAUGGAGACGUUGGAGGAGGACACGGAGGAAAGCUCACGCUCCGGGCGUGACUCCGUCUCCACAGCCAAUGACGUGGCCUUACCUGGAGCGGCGUACCAGGACGGCCAGGUGAACGGCGGACGGCCCAAAGACGAGCGGAAGAAGGAGAAAGGAGGGAAGGAAAAGAAGGAAAAGAACAAAGCCAAGAAAAGUGUACUGAAGGGCCUGGGUGACAUGUUCAGGUUUGGCAAGCACCGCAAAGACGAGAGAACAGGGGACAAGAUGGAGCGCAAAGGCUCAAGCAAGAACAAAAUGGAUGACAUGCAGGCCACAGAGGAGGAGAUGCAGAGGAUGCGUUUGGAGAGAGAGAGGAUCCAGGCCAAGACUAGGGAGAUAAGGGAGCGACAAGCCAGGGAGAGGGACUAUGCCGAGAUUCAAGACGUGACCCGAACCUUCAGCUCUGAUGAGGAACACCCCUACGCAGGCAUCGGCUCACUCGACUCGUCCAUGGACAGCAGCCAGAGCCUGAACCAGGAGCAAAGGCCGCACAGUCCCAGAGAGCAGGGCCUAGAGAGCCUCUACGCCCAAGUCAACAAGCCACGCAAUGAAGGACCACUGUCUUCAGAAAGCAACAGACUGGCGCCUAGCAACCAUGACCGGAUACAGCGGCUGAGGCAGGAGUUCCAGCAGGCCAAGCAGGAGGAGGAGCCUGACGACCGCCGCCGCACUUACAGCCUGCAGCAGCAGCCAUGGGCGACCGCUGGGGGUUACAGUCAGACAGGACGGCAUUCGGUUUCUGUAGAUGUUCAGAUGCAGAAACAGAAACAAGAUGACCGAGAUGCCUUUACACAAUCACAGAGACAGUACAACUCCUUACCACGGCAACCACGUAAGAACCCCAGCACCGUGUCUCAGGACUCGUGGGAUAAGAUCUACCCCCCUGGCGAGGUGUUCCAAUCAGCUAAAGAGAACCCACGCUACUCGAGCUACCAGGGCAGCCGUGGUGCUAACGGCUACCUGAGUGGACCGGCGCUGGGCCUGAACGCACGUGUGCUGCUGGAGACACAGGAGCUGCUCAGGCAGGAGCAGAGGCGCAAAGAGCAGGAGGCACAGGCCAAGCUCAGUCCACAAAACGACUCACUGGUCCUGUCCUCAAUCCCUAAAGGGCCCUACCGGCAGGACGUGCCACCCUCGCCAUCUCAGCUCGCCCGCCUUAACCGACUUCAGAGCCCUGAAAAGGGCCGGCUGUUUUACUCCUGAAGGGAGGACAGAGGUUGGAGUGGAGGGAUGGGACACACACUAUGAACUUUUCUGAAAACAUAGGGAUAUUUGGUUCUUGACUCUUUUUUUUUUUUUUAACCUGUCAUGCACAUCACUAUUUUUUUAAUACACAGUUAUGGUCCAGCCAUCCAACAACUCCACAUUGUGUGUGUGUGUGUGUGUGUGUGUGAAUGUUUUAGAAUGUGUGUCCUAGCAUUGACUAGCAUCCAAGCCAGUCCUGACAAUCAGAAAACAGCGAGCAGGUUUGCAUUUGUAUUACUAUAGCGCUGUGACCUACAUAACUCAUUUCACCCCACCCCCCAGUCGUGAACAUUGAACUGAGUGUUGAGGAAAGCAGCAAGUAUGCGUUUGCUCUUGCUCUGAAUACCAGAAAUAUUUUGAAUAUAUAUUUUUAUCUGAAUACUGCAGAAAAAAAGGAAAAAGAAAAAAAAGAAGUCAUGAGCUAGCUGUCGAGAUAUAUAUAUAUAUAUAUAUAUAUAUAUAUAUAUAUAUAUAUAUAUAUAUAUAUAUAUAUAUAUAUAUACAAAUGGGUGACAUUCAUUGAAAACCCGACAUACUGUGUAAGUAAAGUGUUGCCACCAUGAGCCACUGGAACAAUCUCAACGCUACUUGGUAUCAGUCUCUUCUACAAGCUGUACCGGACCGAUGAACACUGUUCAUGUGAUCAGUCAGAAGAACUUUGUUUUGAUUUGCAGUGACACUUUUUCCUCUUAAGGGGGAGGAGGAUGGAGAUACCAGAUUUUCCUUUUAUUUGUCACCUGUCUAUGUUCCUGAGAGGAAAAGAGACAGAGAGAGAGAGAGAGAGAGAGAGAGAAUGAAAGAAACUGUGAAAGAUUGAAACUAACCUGUAAAGUCAUUUCACUCGUCCUGUGACUCCUUCGACUCUAUUCCUCUGUCCAUCCGUCACACUUCCUGUCCACCAGUCUGUACCCGCGAUUCUCUCUCUCUCUUUUUUUGGGGAAACUGGUCAUGUGAUGAGAGCUGCACUGCAAUGCAAAAUGAUAAGAAAUUCAUUUUGAUGCCACCUUUGCCAGCUUAGUACUGCGUCUCUUGGUCAGUCUGUGGUCCCACAGUGGUCUGAGGGUUCUGUUGAACACACUCUCUCUCUCUCUCUCUCUCUCUCUCUCUCUUUCUCUCUCUCUUUCUCUCUCUCACACACUCACUCAGGCCAGUAGUCUGAUCUUUAGAGAUUGAUUUCAGCUCACGGUUUAUUCCACCAGCCAAUUUUUGUCGCUUUAAUCCACAAUUUGAUGGUAUUUGAUGGAAACGGUUUGUAUGUACUAUUCCGGGUGACAUGACGACAUGGUCUGAGUAUAGUGGCCAUCAGCAGGAGGUAAUGACCAUCAUGAUGUACCUGAAAUUUUUAAAUUUCUUCUAAAAGACACCUGACUGUUAAUAACACUGGUGGGAUGUCAGAGCUGCAUUAUUUUCAACGCUCAAGCUGCCUGUUGGACGCCUCCUGCUUUAUCUUUUGUUAGAAGCUAGCCAGCUACCUGUGAUGCAGGAUGUAUAUUUAUCUCCUCAAAAUGGCAUACUGUAUGAUCAGACAGCCCUAAAGAUCUACUAGCAAAAUUUGAAAUAGUUCAGCGUCGCUUGCUGAACUCAGGGGGUUGACUUUUUUACGAGUAGGAAUUCUAUUAUUCCUCGCUGCAGGUCAAGGUGGUUAAAUGCAGCAAUAAAUAAAAUCCGGAUAGUUGUGCAUGUUUAAAUGCAUCCAGAACACUACUGAAAGCAGAUUUCAAUCUAAUUGCGGUUUCAGGAAGUCCACAACACCACUUUUAGCCACAUUUGCCAACCAACUCCUCCUAAUUACACAUCAGUAAAUGUUUUCUACCUUUUCCUAUGAACUUGACUGAAAAGGAGUCGCAGCACAGGAAGCUGGUGAGGUCAGGAGUCGAUGUGAAUAUUACAGCUGGCUAAUCAAUGAAACAUCAGAUUGCGUGAGGUUAAAAAUCUUACACAAUUCUGAUACAAGUAUUAUGAUGCGUAUUGUGGAUAUAAUAUAUUUUAGCUGUUUCACUCCCCCCUAAUGAUCUGAACGCUGGCAGUUUUGAAGAUUUUCUCUCCUCCUCUCUCUCUUCCACUCCCUGUCCCAAAAGUACAGAAAACUAAAAUGUACGAGAACAAUCAUGCACACCUUCCUGUUGUGGACUAACCGGUACGUUGCAGUGUGUGUUUGUUCCUGUGAUCUCGAAUGGGUGAGGAAAUGAACUUUUCAGAACAGCAGCAGGGUUUCAUUUUUUUGGCUGCUUUAUUUCACAUUUUGUAUUUUAUGCAUUGAAUUAAUGGAGAAUUUGGUGGCGAUGGUGAUGAUUAAGUGCCUGUUAUACGAGGGAUAUUUUGUACUACGAAAGAUUUACAUGUCAAAGCACAUAUUUUAGCAAUUAUUCUUCUACUUUUUGUGUGAUAACAUCUUUCCACCACAAAGUGCGUGUUUAGAUCGUCAAAAGAGGAAAAGGAAAAAGAAAAAAAAAAACCAGCAGAGUAACUGUGUGUUGUUUUUGCAUUGUCUAUAUUCUCCUGAGGUAACAUGGUGUCCAUGGUGUAACAAAUGUAAGCACAGUGCAAUUACGUUUUUUUUUUUUUUUUGACUAGUCUUUAUACAUACUGUAUGAAAUUGUACACAGCUUUCUCUGUACAUAUCAAAUUUAGACUAAAUAAAACAGAAGGCUGUUUCUUCCUCUUGUUUACAUUA
Hemibagrus wyckioides is the source of this 7123-nucleotide messenger RNA. RefSeq names its product par-3 family cell polarity regulator alpha, a (gene pard3aa). Lineage: Eukaryota; Metazoa; Chordata; Actinopteri; Siluriformes; Bagridae. Gene Ontology annotation, biological process: cell adhesion; microtubule cytoskeleton organization; establishment of centrosome localization. Gene Ontology annotation, molecular function: protein binding; phosphatidylinositol binding. Gene Ontology annotation, cellular component: cell cortex; adherens junction; apical junction complex. The record is from RefSeq and is a predicted model, not a curated record. Bases 283 to 4407 code for a protein of 1374 amino acids. The transcript is spliced from 24 exons.